Molecule: messenger RNA, 1627 nt
Organism: Zootoca vivipara (common lizard)
Lineage: Eukaryota; Metazoa; Chordata; Lepidosauria; Squamata; Lacertidae
Product: olfactory receptor 51G2-like
Biological process (GO): G protein-coupled receptor signaling pathway
Cellular component (GO): plasma membrane
Molecular function (GO): olfactory receptor activity; G protein-coupled receptor activity
Source: RefSeq, a predicted model, not a curated record
CAAGGCAGGAUGGAACCUCCCCAGCCAGACGCUCCCAAUGCCUCCUUCUACCAGCCUUCCGUGCUCCUCUUGAUGGGCAUCCCUGGAAUGGGCAGGAGCCACCAUAGACUCAUCUCCAUCCCCUUCUGCUUGCUUUACUUUGUGGCCCUCUUGGGAAACUGCCUCAUCCUCUUCAUCAUUGGCAGAACAGCCAGUCUCCAUGAGCCCAUGUAUUACUUCCUCUCCAUGUUGGCCCUCAUGGACCUGGGCCUGGUCCUGUGCACCCUCCCGACCACGCUAGGCAUCUUCUGGUUCGACGUCAGGGCGAUUGGCUUCGAUGCCUGCCUCACCCAGAUGUAUUUCAUCCAUGCCGUCUCCAUCCUGGAGUCCUCGGUGCUCCUGGCCAUGGCCUUUGACCGCUUUGUGGCCAUCUCAUGCCCCCUGAGGUACAAAGCCAUCUUGACAAAGCCCACCAUUGUCAAGAUAGGCCUGGCCAUGUUGGCGAGGGCGGCCGUCUCCCUGCUCCCCAUCCCUUUUCUGCUCAGGAGGCUGACGUACUGCAGCAAAAACAGCCUCUCCCACUCCUUUUGCUUGCAUCCCGACAUCAUGAAGCUGGCCUGCAAAGACGACAUCAGCAUCAACAUUCUGUACGGCUUAAUCGUCAUUCUUUCAACCGUUGGCAUAGAUUCGCUCCUCAUUGCGCUGUCUUAUUUCCUGAUCAUCAGGACCGUCCUCAAGGUGGGUCCCAAGGGGAAAUGCCUGAAGGCUUUGAAUACCUGCGUCUCUCACAUCUGUGCCGCCCUCAUUUUUUUCAUCCCCAUGAUUGGCCUAUCCAUCAUCCAUCGAUUUGGCGAGGAUGUGGACCCUCUUGUAAAAGCCAUGGUUGCCUACGUCUACCUGAUAGUGCCCCCCGCUUUGAACCCUAUCAUUUACAGUAUUAAAUCGAAGCAGAUCCGGAAGGCUCUCUGGAAGUUGUUGCUUUGGAAGGCAGUCCCUCUUUGAAACAGAGCAGAUAGGUCCACCAGUAACUGUUUCAGUUUAGUUCAGCCGUUGUGAAACUAGCCAUGUUGUGCUUCCCAGGACAGCUUUGUAUCCUGUGGAGCUGCCUGCACCCAAUUUUAGCAAAGGAAACCAUCACAAUGAUUGACAUCUCCACCGAUUUGCAAAAAUGGCUGAAGCAAACUGGAAGAUCAGAACGUGUCAUUGUGAACCUGGCGCCGUCUUCCACCUGAAGGGCUCUCACUUGGAAUGUGGAGCAAGCUUCUUUUCUGCUGCUCCACAGGGGAGGAUUCAAAUGUCCAGAAAGGAGACUCCAACUACGGUAAAUACUAGGAAGAACUCAUAGCCAUUCAACAGUGGAACAGACUCCCUCGGAAGGUGGUGGACUCUCCUUCCUUGGAGGUUUUUAAGCAGAGGUUGGAUGGACAUCUGUCAUGGAUGCUCUAGCUGUGAUUCCUGCAUUGCAGGGGGUUGGACUAGAUGACCUUUGGGGUCCCUUCCAACUCUGCAAUUCUACGAUUCCAUGAUUCUGCGAAGCAUGCCUUCAAUUCAACCCCAAACUGUAGCAUUCGCAAUGCUUCUUGCUUAGGUGCAUCCAGGCAGUUUUUCUGUUUUGUAUUUAGGUUCUGAUUUACGUCUUGAGAAGUGA